Molecule: messenger RNA, 588 nt
Organism: Helobdella robusta
Lineage: Eukaryota; Metazoa; Annelida; Clitellata; Rhynchobdellida; Glossiphoniidae
Exons: 2
Coding region: 1-588 (195 amino acids)
Biological process (GO): regulation of transcription by RNA polymerase II
Cellular component (GO): transcription regulator complex; nucleus
Molecular function (GO): DNA-binding transcription factor activity, RNA polymerase II-specific; RNA polymerase II cis-regulatory region sequence-specific DNA binding
Source: RefSeq, a predicted model, not a curated record
AUGGUUGUCUUCACAAAAGAGCAGCUGAUGUGCAUUUGUGAAGUCUUGUUGAAAGAGUGCAAGUAUGAUAAGCUUCGUGAGUUGCUCGUUUCAAACGAGUUUAGAACUUAUGAGAAUGAUAUCUUCGUCCUAGUCAGAAUCAAAGUUCACUUGCAUUACUCCGAAUAUGAUUCAGUAUAUCAUUUGAUAAUGAAUCGCUUAUUCAAUAAGUGUUAUCACAAAGAACUUCAAAUGUUAUGGGACGAGGCACAUUACAGGCAGUAUCAGACUAAAAAAGGCUUGUUGAUGACCACGGACAAGUUUCGAAUCCGAAAGAAGCACCCCUACCCAGCAACCAUUUGGGACGGUGAAGGCGAAUCGUAUGGAGUGAAGGUGAGAGUGAGAAUGCAGCUGAACAAAAGUUUCCAAAUGAACCAUUAUCCAACAGAAUCGGAAAAAGUGAGACUUUGCAAAGAAACGUCACUGACCAGGGUUCAAAUUAACAACUGGUUCAAAAACAAAAGACAGCGUUUCAAAACAAAAAACUUUGGAAAGAAUGAUAGCGAUGAAGAUGAUGAUCUUGAGAUGUUGGAUGACAGCAGAAAGUAA